This is a messenger RNA of Orycteropus afer afer, 1372 nucleotides long. The record is from RefSeq and is a predicted model, not a curated record. NCBI's taxonomy places the organism in Eukaryota, Metazoa, Chordata, Mammalia, Tubulidentata, Orycteropodidae.
AGGCACGAUCUGGUGCUUACGCAGCGGUGGCGACCAUGGCGGCUGAGGAGGAGGCGUUGGACUCGGCGGAUCCCGGAGAGAGGUCAGGAUGGCUAACUGGUUGGCUUCCCACAUGGUGCCCUACGUCUUCACUACACCUUAAAGAAGCUGAAGAAAAAAUUUUAAAAUGUGUUCCCUGCACAUACAAAAAAGAACCAGUUCAUAUAUCUAAUGGAAAUAAAAUAUGGACACUGAAAUUCUCUUAUAAUAUUCAAAAUAAGACACCACUUGUCCUCAUCCAUGGUUUUGGAGGAGGGCUUGGACUCUGGGUAUUAAAUUUUGAAGAUCUUUGCACCAAUAGGCCUGUCUAUGCAUUUGACCUCUUGGGCUUUGGAAGAAGUAGUAGACCCAGGUUUGACAGUGAUGCAGAAGAAGUGGAGAAUCAGUUUGUGGAAUCCAUUGAAGAGUGGAGAUGUGCCCUAGGACUGGACAAAAUGAUCUUGCUUGGACACAACCUGGGUGGGUUCUUAGCUGCUGCUUACUCACUGAAGUAUCCACUAAGGGUUAAUCAUCUCAUUUUAGUGGAGCCUUGGGGUUUUCCUGAGAGACCAGAUCUUGAUGAUCAAGAAAGACCAAUUCCAGUUUGGAUCAGAGCCUUGGGAGCUGCGUUGACUCCCUUUAACCCUUUAGCGGGCCUCAGAAUUGCAGGACCCUUUGGUUUAAGUUUAGUGCAGCGUUUAAGACCUGAUUUCAAGCGGAAGUAUUCAUCAAUGUUUGCAGAUGAAACUGUGACAGAAUACAUCUACCACUGCAAUGUACAGACUCCAAGUGGUGAGACAGCUUUCAAAAAUAUGACAAUUCCUUAUGGAUGGGCAAAAAGGCCAAUGCUUCAGCGAAUUGGUAAAAUGGACCCUGACGUUCCAGUUUCAGUGAUAUAUGGCGCCCGAUCCUGCAUAGAUGGCAAUUCCGGCACCAGCAUCCAGUCAUUACGACCACAUUCAUACGUGAAGACAAUAGCCAUCCUUGGAGCAGGGCAUUAUGUGUAUGCAGACCAAGCGGAAGAAUUCAACCACAAGGUAAAGGAGAUCUGCGACACCGUGGACUGAGCACAUGGAAGCCACAGGGGAGCACAUGGAACCUGGCCAUUGAUAUGAUUCCUCAGCAAUAAUUGGUAGUCUCUGAUGAAGAGUAAGGACUACUACACAAGAACCAGCAGUUUCUUAACUGUACUUUGCACAUGUUUUCUUUAUGAAGUAAUUUGCACAUUUAAACCAGUUAGUGCCUUCUGGAAAAAUGGUUUUCUUUUCUCCCAUACAAAAAUUAAAAUUUACUUAAAAUGUACAAAGGAGUCUCCUAAUCUAAUAACUUUAAAUAAAAGGUUAUUUGGCCCUCU